Molecule: messenger RNA, 3627 nt
Organism: Perca fluviatilis (European perch)
Lineage: Eukaryota; Metazoa; Chordata; Actinopteri; Perciformes; Percidae
Product: neuronal acetylcholine receptor subunit alpha-7-like
Exons: 10
Coding region: 218-2083 (621 amino acids)
Biological process (GO): regulation of membrane potential; chemical synaptic transmission; signal transduction
Cellular component (GO): neuron projection; postsynaptic membrane; synapse
Molecular function (GO): acetylcholine-gated monoatomic cation-selective channel activity; transmembrane signaling receptor activity
Source: RefSeq, a predicted model, not a curated record
CUCCCUCUUCAGAGGAAUAUUCGUUUUACUGCAUCUCUCACUCACUCUUUCUCUCCUGCUCUCUAUUCCUCUCUUCCCCCUCCUUCCCUUCUCUGCCACUGCUGCAUCACACUCUCUCCACUUGUUUUCUACAACCUUUCUUCCCUUUCAGACGCCGCUCUCAAUCUCAAUCUUCUCCCUCUUCCACUCUUUCUCUGUUUAUACAGAGGAAUGCAGUAUGUGGAAGUCUGUGGCUCUUUGGCUGUUGAUACUUGCGACUCUGCUCCGGGUAUCAGUGCAGGGUCCUCACCAGCGGUUUCUGCUCAGGGAGCUGCUCAGGGACUACAACCCCAUGGAGAGGCCGGUGGCCAACGACUCCCAGACUCUCACUGUUCAGUUCUCCUUUACUCUGAUGCAGGUCAUGGAUGUGGAUGAAAAGAACCAGAUCCUCACCACGAAUGCCUGGCUGCAGAUGCAGUGGUACGACCACUACCUCCAGUGGAACCAGUCAGAGUAUCCUGGAGUUAAAAACCUCCGUUUCACUUCUGACCAGGUCUGGACACCUGACAUAUUGCUUUACAACAGUGCUCAUGAUAAGUUUGAUGCCACGUUUAAGACCAACGUGCUGGUUAACUCCAGUGGCUUCUGUGAGUAUCUGCCUCCAGGAAUAUUUCUCAGCACAUGUAACGUGGAUGUGCGAUGGUUUCCAUUCGACAUCCAGCGUUGUGAACUGAAGUUUGGCUCAUGGACAUUUGAUGGUUGGCUGCUGGACAUCCAGAUGAAGGAGGCAGAUGUGUCAGGAUACAUGACCAAUGGAGAGUGGGACCUAGUUGAGGUCCCUGGAGGGCGUCAUGAAGUUUUCUAUGACUGCUGUGCAGAGCCCUACCCUGAUGUUACCUUUGUGGUGACGUUACGAAGAAGGACCUUGUUUUACGCUCUCAACCUCCUCAUCCCCUGUGUGCUCCUCUCCACCAUGACCCUGGUGGUCUUCCUGCUCCCCGCCAACUCAGGGGAGAAGAUCAGCCUGGGCAUCACGGUUCUGCUUUCUCUGACGGUCUUCAUGCUAAUGGUUGCAGAGAUUAUGCCUGCCACUUCAGAUUCUGUACCUCUGAUAGGGCAGUACUUUGCCAGCACCAUGGUGAUCGUCGGGAUGUCAGUAGUGGCCACAGUCAUCGUCCUUCAGUUCCAUCACCACAGCCCCAACAGUGGACACAUGCCACGUUGGGUGCACUUGGUUCUGCUGCAGUGGGUUCCAUGGUUCCUGCGGAUGAAGCGUCCAGGCGAGGGAGUGGAGCCGCCUCUUUCCAACUGCCAGACAGACCCUCAGAGCAGAACCCUGUCCUCUCCUACCACCACCACCACUACCACCACCAUCCCCACACCAGUGCCCCCCAUCCACCCUCAGAGCCUCAACUCCCUGCAGGCUAGCCUGGCUCAGCUCAACCACCCCCUGUCACACCCACCGCCCCACCGGCCCAACUCUCAGGCUGUCAUCCUCCCUAAUCCCAUCCACAGAGAUCUCAGCCCCAAUCCACAUCCACAGCCCAACGGCCAUCUGCUUUACAUGGGCUUCCAGACCUUCCAGACCACUGCAGAACUGGAGCCAGUUCCGUGGAGCAGAACCACAAGUCACGGGAGGGGUAACAGUGGACUAGGUGGAGGGGAAGUAGAGGGAGCAGCAGGCAGACCAGCUGGAGAUACACCUAUCCAUCACCACCUCCAAUCUUCCAAGUUUGGGAGCCCCCCGCAUGAAACUCCACUAUCCCCAGACCCUGACCCAUCAGGCACAUCCUCUGGACCCUGCGGCGUAGAGGCUGGGCCCGGAGCAGGGACAUCAGCCGCUAUACUUACCCACAGCGGUGGGAUUCGAUCUGUGGCAGUAGAAAACCAGCUGCAGGCUCUUCUGGUGGAGGUGCAGUUUUUAGUCGAACGCGUUAAGGAGCAGGACCGGCAGCUCAGUUUGGCAGAGCAGUGGCAGUUUGCUGCAGCUGUCAUCGACCGUCUGUGCCUGAUGGGAUUCAGUGUUUUCAACAUUAUCUGUACCAUUGCUAUUCUCAUGGCUGCACCCAACUUUGGGGAAGCACUAUCAAAAGACUUCAUCUGACAGACCAAAAACAGAGAGAGUGGGAGACUUUAAGGCAUAAUGCAGAUAAGUAUUUGUUGGAAGCACAAUUGCUGUUAAUGACAAUGGUACAUAAAACAAAUAUUAAAUAUUUCCUAUUCAUUAAGCUGUGGUGGAUUGUGGCACAUGUGGAGUGGACUUCAGAAAUGUUAUGACACAAUUUUUGUGUGUGCCAUUUUUCAUGAUAGAAUAUCCACGGAAGAGGAUUAGGAACACAUGUUAAAAAAAAGUUUUGAAUUCUGAGUUUAAAGUCAGAAUUUUGACUUUAUUCUCAGAAUACUGACUUUAAACUCAGAACUCAAAUAAUCUUUUUCACAUGUGGCCCUGAUCCUCUUCCGUAAAUAUCACAUUUACUGUUCACACAUUCUUUUGGCAAUGGUUUAUAUGGAAGUUUGAUUGAUGUGUUUCUACUAUUAGUGGCACUCUAGUCCAAGUGAAAAAAUUUGUUUCAUGCAUUGAUAAUUUUAGUGAUUUUUAUUUCCAACUAUUGGACUAUCAACUGAAAUCUCCAACAAAGCAUCACAUGUUUUAUUGGAAUAUGGAUGAUGGUUUGUGGAUUUUGAUUCUUUUAAAAAAAAAGUUUGACAGUUAAAUAAGAAAUACAUAGUUUUUGGGAAUAGUUUUGUGAAUGAGGAUCCUAAAGAAAACGAAUGAGGAUCCUAAAGAAAACCGAUCCCAGAAUUUAGGUGAAAACUGGGAAGCAUGAUUUUGCUAAAUUUGUUUUAAAGUAUUUGUACUGCUGUCAUUGGAUGCUACAUGAAGCUGCUCAGUAGAGAAACUGGACAAUGAUGUGCUGCAUGUAAACCUGAAUUUUCUGACAAUACAGACCAGAGUUUCUGUGUGCUCUUUUGUUACACGUUUCCCCAAACACUAUUUAUACUGCGGUACACACAUUUUGUUACCACUGAUGGGUUUCUUUGCAGAAAACUUUUUAUUUAUUUAUUUCAAUUCAAUUCAAGUUUUUUUUUUCCAAUGUUUCCUUUUUAAUAGGAGGUCAUUGGGAUCAGUAUGUUUCCACAUGAAUAUACUCUUUAUCACAAUAAUACGGCCUGAACAUCAUGCAUGUAAUGGGAUGAUGACAUUGGUGAUUCAGUUCCACCUUUAACAAUCACAUUAGCCUCACGGUACACUGUAGUGGUCUCUCUUGUUUCUGAAUAUGGGACACACUUUGACAGUAACAGCUAGAACAAAUAUUUCAAAUAUUUAUUCAAAAUGUGGAACAAUGUUGUCCUUCAGUGCAAACAUAGACAAUUCAGAUUGCAACAUGUGAAAGAAAGAAGGGAUGGCACACACACACACACACACACACACACACACACACACACACACACACACACACACACACACACACACACACACACACACACACACACACACAGUGUAUGCAUAAAAAUAUAAUCUCUAUGACCCUGGCUUUGAAUGCCAAUCAUUAACAUUCAUUUCACAGAACACUUUGAAUGCCAAUAUGUUGUGACAGCGAGCUGUAAAUAUUGUAAAAUAAACAGCCUUGUCUUUUGUACUUUCUA